This is a messenger RNA of Ipomoea nil (Japanese morning glory), 948 nucleotides long. RefSeq names its product ethylene-responsive transcription factor LEP-like. The transcript has a single exon. The record is from RefSeq and is a predicted model, not a curated record. Bases 1 to 948 code for a protein of 315 amino acids. Lineage: Eukaryota; Viridiplantae; Streptophyta; Magnoliopsida; Solanales; Convolvulaceae. Gene Ontology annotation, molecular function: DNA binding; DNA-binding transcription factor activity. Gene Ontology annotation, biological process: regulation of DNA-templated transcription.
AUGACGACGAACAAGACCAAGUCUUCUUCUUCUUCUUCUGGAAAGACCAGAAAGAGCGCAAGCGGCAGUGGCCAGCAGGCGGAGCCGAGCGGAUGCAGAUAUCUUGGCGUGAGGCGGCGGCCGUGGGGGCGGUACGCGGCGGAGAUAAGAGACCCCAACACCAAAGAACGCCACUGGCUCGGCACGUUCGACACGGCUGAGGAGGCGGCGUUGGCCUACGAUCGAGCGGCGCGAUCCAUGCGAGGGAAAUCAAGAGCGAGGACUAACUUUGUCUACUCCGACAUGCCUCCCGGCUCUUCCGUCACCUCCAUUAUCUCCCCCGAUGAGCCGCAAUACGCGGUGUACAAUAACGACUUCCCGCAUUUCCCGGGGGGUUUGUUUUCCUCCGCUCCCGGCCAAAACGGGGAGCAGCAUUAUCAGUCCGGUGGUAAUGGUAACCACACUGGCGGCGCCGAUCAAUUCCUGUUCUUCGGCGGCGAUCAGAGCGGCGGCGGCGGCGCUCUGCUGGAUACCGGCGGUCUAAACGGCGGCUGUGAGUUCUUUCAGGAUUACUAUUGCGGUAGCAGUAACGGAAACGGCGUGGAUGAAAGCAAUGCCGCCAUGGCGAUGGCGGCGGAGCUGCCUCCUCUGCCGCCCGACAUCACCACCAGCUGCAGCGGCGGCUACUUCGGCAGCGGCUUCGGCGGCGAAGCUACCAGCAGCGGUGACAAUAAUGCAGCAUACACCACCGUUAUGGGCGGAAGCGGCGACGGAGGAGUUUCAGCCUCCGCCGGAUGGGAUUUUUACGGAUACGGCGGCGGCUCAUCGGAGAUGGCGAUGCAACAACCGCAAGCUCCCCCCGAGCUACAGAUGAGCUACGGUUCAUCGGAAUCCGAUGGUAUAAACAUGUUCACGGCCAAUUCUUAUACUUUCUCAUCUUCAAACAACUAUGGCGGCUAUUGGCUCUAA